Molecule: messenger RNA, 1071 nt
Organism: Fusarium redolens
Lineage: Eukaryota; Fungi; Ascomycota; Sordariomycetes; Hypocreales; Nectriaceae
Exons: 1
Coding region: 1-1071 (356 amino acids)
Source: RefSeq, a predicted model, not a curated record
AUGAACUCAAUCAAAACCACCAUUUUCCUCCUACUCUCAGGCUCUCGAGCUGCAAUCAUCAAUUCACGAGACUACCGACCGGACGAGCACCUGAUGCUCGUGGACUGCGGUAUCGGAGCUGAUGGUACCGCCAAGUCAAAUGAGAUGGCAUACUAUGCUGGGUCUUACAACCCAGGUGGCGGCGACACCAAAUGGGUACAGCCAGACAUGAUUGCAAACGUGCCUUGGGACGGUUCGUACCCAUGGAGACCAAGUGGCGUUGCCGCCAAAUUCUCCAACGGCGACACUUUCCAGGUCGCAAUCAAUCCAGCUGUCAAAGACUGGGCAGAGUCCAAGAGCUACGCAGGCGAUGCAAAGCACACCUUUGGAAACGAGUUCAAGUGCUGGGCCGAGCAUGGCAAGCCGGCUUUCGAGCUUCCGGAUGGAACAGCUUGUACCAGCGCCUACAUUUGCUUCCAUCAGCCAGAUAACCCGCCACCCGCGCCUGCCACCGACUUCCAAGUGGUAACCGACUAUGACAUGUCGGAAAAAGAGAUCACGGUGCGUGUGCAGGGCACCAAUGCUGAUGUCGAAGCAUGGACACCUGAGAAUGCUUUCAGCCACAUUAAUGAUGACGAUGAGGGUCUCCAGUGCAAAGGGGAGUCUUACAGCAUUGGCAAUGACUGCAGUAUCACAUUCGACGAUUGCUGGUUCUCGGCGCGCGAUAAUGUCCCUGGCAUGAAAAAGAUUCUGAUUGAAGCCGUGGCACCUGCGGUUGCGAAGACAAGUGUGACCAAGACGGGCCGAUACAGCAACAAUUGCCGAAAUGAGGUGAUGUGCGAACCCGAUUAUGAGUUCGAGUACCAAGAGUACACGUACCCUGCGACUGGGACUGUGUUAGUAAGUGUGCUUCCUGAUGGAAAGAGGGAUAAGGCAUCUACACAGGCAAGGAUUCAUUGGACUGUUUCGUGUCCUAAGGCGGGAUUUUGCGGGUCCUUCUGUGAUGACAAUCUCCAAAGUAUUAUUUCUCUUGCAAGCGGGUUUGCUGGCGUUCCUCCUGUUGGAGAAUGGGCCUGUGCAGGAUGCAGUUAA